This is a messenger RNA of Monodelphis domestica (gray short-tailed opossum), 1896 nucleotides long. It is a transcript of the gene TTC9C, whose product is annotated as tetratricopeptide repeat domain 9C. The record is from RefSeq and is a predicted model, not a curated record. NCBI's taxonomy places the organism in Eukaryota, Metazoa, Chordata, Mammalia, Didelphimorphia, Didelphidae. Gene Ontology annotation, molecular function: protein binding.
CGGAGCCGUGAGGUGAUUGGACAGCGGGGAGCGCGCGCGCGCGCGACGGGAGCUCAGUAAUCGGGCUCUCGCCAGGAUCCUAGCGGGCCUGGAGUCGGCAGGCGGCAAGCGGCAAGAGGCAAGCGGCAUCGAGCGGCCGCCGCAGCAUCAGCACCAAACAGCAGCAUCUCUAGCAGCAGCAGCAGCAACUUCAGCAUUGCAUCUCCCGCCGCCAAGCCAUGGAGAAGAGGCUGCUCGAGGCGCGGCAGUACAAGGAGGAGGGGAAUCAGCGCUACCGGGAAGGGCGCUAUCGCGACGCCGUGAGCAGAUACCACCGGGCGCUGCUUCAGCUUCGGGGCCUUGAUCCGAGCCUGCCUGCCCCGUUGCCGCCCUUGGGAGCCCGAGGCCCGGUCCUCACCGAGGAGCAGCAGAAGAUGCUGGAGAGCACACAGACAGACUGCUACAACAACCUAGCUGCCUGUCUCCUUCAAAUGGAGCCAGUAAACUAUGAACGAGUGAGAGAAUACAGUCAGAAGGUUUUAGAGCGACAGCCUUCCAAUGCCAAGGCCCUGUACCGGGCAGGAGUAGCCUCUUUCCACCUGCAGGACUACGACCAGGCCCGACGCUAUCUUCAGGCUGCCACUGACCAUCAGCCAAAAGAUGCCAAUGUCCGACGAUACCUACAGCGGACAGAAUCGGAACUAAGCAGCUACCACCAAAAGGAAAAACAACUUUAUUUGGGAAUGUUUGGCUAGCGACAGAGACUUUUCUUUAACCCUCUUUGUUAUAGGGCGAGCCCUUUGAUUUCUCCUGCCCCCACCACCUGGAACUGAAAGCAAGGGCUUCGAGCAGAGGAAAUGAGACUGUUGACCUAACUGGACUGGAAUUGGACUUCCAUCCCUGCACAAAUUUCUCUUAACACAGUUCCUGUUUUCUUCUUCCUGGCCAUCUCUUUGUGUUUUUAUCUCCAGCGUCAUCACUGAAGCUUUGGGGAGGUUUACCAGAGGAAACACCAGAACCAGCCCACUAGAUAGAAGGUAGAAUUAAUGAACUUGGGAUGGAUGGAGGAGUUCCAUUGGCCUGAGGGCAAAUGAUGAGGCUGGCAGGAAAUGUUGUUGGAAACAGAAGUCUUCUACUCUUGUUCCUUAGAGAUCUAAAAAUCAGUGAAACCCUGUUGGACAAUCGGAGAUUUUUUACAUUGAUGUUUGGAUGGCAUUGAAGUCUGGUAGGCUUGGAGAGCCCUUUCUGGGCAGGCCACAUUUCUCCCUCUUUUUUUCAUGUUCAUUAAAAUCACGGAAUAGGCCAACUUACCAUACAAUUAGAAUAAUCAUUUCUCCAUUUGGGUUAUUAACCUGACUACUCAUGCUCCUCGGGUUGCGUCGCCAUGAUGCCCCAUGGCUCACGAUUGUUGAUCCCAACAACAAUAGCUGAGCCUUGCUUUUUUUCCUUAUCACCCCCAGAUUUUGCUGCUUCUUUCUACAUAAUUAGCAUGUAUUUCUAAAGUACAAAUAAGCUUCAAAAAUGAACCACAUUAAUCUGACUACAAUAGUAGUGGAGUCAACGCUGGCCUCUGUAGAAAAUAUGUGAAAGCAGUAUCCAUUCAUCCCCACUAUACAAAGAGUAAUGAAAACCUCAUUCUCUUUCUGCCUGACUCUCCCUGGAUUUUUCAAGGACCUCCGUCCCUCUGAAGUAUCCAAGUAAUGCCAGAAAGAAGAGAGGAUGAGAGUUCUCCAUCCAUGUGGCCUUUUCAGACACAUCAGGGAUGCAUAUAUUUGACUGAGGAUAUGCUGGAGAAUGGUCUGAUCUGUCUGUCCAUGGAAUUCAUUGUCUGGCACAGGCUUCUUUAAUUGAGGGUUUGUGAGCCUUUUUUUUUUAAAUAACUGUUUCAAUAUAAUUUGCUUUCUUUGUAAUCCUGUA